This is a messenger RNA of Neodiprion virginianus, 2887 nucleotides long. RefSeq names its product cilia- and flagella-associated protein 45-like. Lineage: Eukaryota; Metazoa; Arthropoda; Insecta; Hymenoptera; Diprionidae. Bases 987 to 2573 code for a protein of 528 amino acids. The transcript is spliced from 7 exons. The record is from RefSeq and is a predicted model, not a curated record.
GAGUACGUUGUGGCCGCGGCGUGAUAUCACUUUCGUUCCGCGAAUCCCUUUCUCUUUGCAAUCGGUGUACGGUGAACUCGCAAGACUUGCCGCGACUUAUCGCCCUCGCCAUGAACGAGACGCAGAUUUUGAAACUCGACCGUGUUAUGUAGAAUUGUUCGUCGGCAUUUGCUAAAUCGCAAACAUCCAGUAUGAAAUUCCACUUACGUUUAAUCAAGUUAUGUUAUCAGUUGAACGCGCAAACUGGGACAGAGAGUUCGUUACACCUCCAAAAUUAUAUAGUAUUGCGUGUUCGUCGUCUCCAAGCGUGGCUGGUAAACUAAAUAUUAUUUAUGGCCAUAUAGUACACAUUUCAUGUUUCGGUUUUAUGUCGGUGAAUUAUGAAUGAAAUGAAAAAUUUUACAGUUCUUCCCCCUGAGGGUAAUUAUUUGCUACAUUAACAAAAACCAUAAGCAAAAAGGCGUAUUGUAUUAUACUUAUUUAUGUUCUAUUGCGCUGAAAUAACGCCAGCACCGUAAACAGAACACACACACACACACACACACACACGCGCGCGCGCGCUUACACACGCUGGAUGUAUUUGUGUGCAGAUAUGAAAAGACGGUUGUGUUUACACGCGGUUUAGGAUUACAUCUCACGUUCGACUCACUCGCCAGCGUGUAUCACUAAACUACGUAGUUAUAUAUAAGCAUGUGGUCGGUACGUGUGGUUUAGCGGAAGAAGAUUAAGCCGAACGUGUUGCACUAGAAAUAGUACGGAGCAGCAGAUUAUUCGUGUUAAGAUUUGUAAUCUUUGUAUAGUCUUCGGGACGAAGUUAAGGGGUCGAAAAUUUCGCCUCUCCUCCAACAACAACAACAACAAACCAAAAACAACGACAAUCGAUCCUUCUAUAAAAAAGAGCCACGGUGGGACGCGUUUCCAGGAAGAACUUCACCCGUGUGACCGCGGAUUCAGAUUAUCGCGGAGAAACGGAUGUUGCGGAAAACAUGCCCAAGGAAGUCAAGCCAACUGUGAUACUGCGCGAGGCCGUCAAUUUUCCUGGCACGACCAAAUUUCCACCAGGUGUUUACACCAGGCAUCCCCCAACGAAAUGCGACCAAACGCUGGACGGUCGGCCUAUACAUUUGCAGAAGAAACGAGCCUACGACGGGAAGGAAAUGGGUCGUCGUAACGGGGCUGACGGCGCCCAGGCCGAGUUCCUGGUACCGUCCAAGGAGCCCUCGGUCUAUCCGAAGAUCAUCAGCAGAAAGGAGUACGACUACUUUCGGGAGAAAGGUCGGAACGUCACCAAGGAGGAACGGGAGGCGAUGAUCGAUGCUGCGGAGAAGGAGAAGGACCGAUUGCUCAGGGAGAGCAUGGCCAGGAAGGAGGAGAUGCGCAGGAUGGACAUGCGGAAGGGACCCAAGGGCCAGAGGGUGAACGAGGUCGAGGCCGAGGCCAGGAAGAGGACCAUGCACCUCCUCGAAAGGGCUUUCAAUCUGAAACUCGAGCAGGAGGAAGAGAUCCAGAAGUGCAACAGGCUCAUCCUCGAGACUAAGUGUCGGGCGAUCAGAGACGCUCAGAUAUCGGAGAAGAAACUGAUCGAGAAGGAGCUCGCCGAGGAGGACGAGCGGCUUAACCGAAUGGCCGAGAACGAGAGGCGACUCGGGCUUCGCGAUGAGGAGAAAAAGGAGGAGGAGGAGAGGAGGAGGCGGAUGAGGACCGCGCAGGCAUUGAAGGAGCAGAUAGAAGAGGUCGAGAUGCAAAGGGUCAUAGAAUUCGAGAGGAAGCAGGAGGAGAGCCGGCUCAUUAACCUGAGCAACAUCGCCUGGCAGCAAGAGGAAAUGCGACAGCAGCAGAUAAAGGAAGCCGAGCACGCCAGGAUGCGAAAGGAGCUCGCCGAGGGGAACGAUCAGCUUCGCCAUUUCAAGGAUAUGGAGAGAGAGGAGAACAGGAUCAUCGACCUCAGGAUACAGGAAUCAAUGCGGAAGCAGGAAGAGAGGGCUGCUCAGAUCGCCGAGGAGACCCGAUUGGCGAAUUUGCGAAAGGAACGCGAGAAGCAGAGAGUCUCGGAGCAGGUGCAGCUGGCGCAGAAUGUUCAGGCGACGAUUGACGAGAUGAACGCCGCCCGGAUCCAAGAGGAAGUUGAGCGGGAGUGGCGGCGUAAAGAGAAAGAGGAGGCGGUGAAGAGGAUCGAGGAUCAGCGCAGGAUGAAGGAAUCGAGGGACGACCAGAUCAACAACAAACGAAUUAUGCAGGCCAUGGAAAUCGAGAGGGACAAACGCGAGUUUCAGCGCGUACUCGUCGUACAGAAGGAGGCCUUGUGUCGCGAGGCGAAAGAACGGGAACGAAAACACCACGAGGCGAUGCGUCAUAGGAGUGAAAUUUUGAAACAGGUUAAUGAGAAGGAGAGAGAGAGGAUCGCCGCGAGGCAAAAAAUGUUCGAGGAGGGACUCGCGAUCAGGACGCAAAAUGAGAUCCGAAUGCAGAAGCUGCGCGGCGCGAUGCAGAGGAAAUGUCAAGAGAUGCGAGAUAACAAGGUACCCGAGUAUUACGUGAACGAAGUUAAACGCAUGAUCGACACUAUCAAGUAAUGAUCUCAUCCUGGAAACUCACAUGUUUCUUCUCACCUCGUUUUGGUAAUCCCUGUUCAUACAAAUCGAACGUCACGCGACGGUGAAGUCGGCAGUCACGUUCCUUAUCAGCCGAUUUUAUCACGAAUUAUACAAUUUUUUUAAACUCGCAUUUAUAUACUAAUUAAUAAUCGGGAAUGCAUAUAACUAUCAUAUUUUUAUCCGCGUGUGCACGAAUGUUUGACACUAUAGCAAUUGAUCUGUACUGUAAUACUUGUGUUAUUAAUAAAUUAUUAUAUACCUAAUCAUGAGAUUGGUGGUAUAAAUUAAAAUUC